This is a messenger RNA of Epinephelus lanceolatus (giant grouper), 647 nucleotides long. RefSeq names its product G-protein coupled receptor 55. Gene Ontology annotation, biological process: positive regulation of Rho protein signal transduction; phospholipase C-activating G protein-coupled receptor signaling pathway. NCBI's taxonomy places the organism in Eukaryota, Metazoa, Chordata, Actinopteri, Perciformes, Serranidae. The record is from RefSeq and is a predicted model, not a curated record. Gene Ontology annotation, molecular function: G protein-coupled receptor activity. Gene Ontology annotation, cellular component: plasma membrane.
GCUCAUGUGAACAAGCUCAUUUGACAAGUAUGUGCAACGACACCACCAACACCACCAACACCACCAACACCACCAACACCACCAACAUCACCAACUCUAAUUGCAAGGUGGAGCCCCUUCAGGGUGUGGGUUACAGUGUUGUGUUCCUCCUGGGUUUCCUUGUCAAUGCUUCGGCUCUGCGUGUCUUCAUCGCCAAACGGCACUUCUGGACAGACACCCACGUCUACAUGUUCAACCUGGCCAUAGCUGAUUCUGCCCUCAUCCUCUUCCUUCCAUUUAGGGUCUGGGAUGCCUUCUUCUGUCUGCCCAGGACUGUCCUGUGUACUGUCCUCAUUUUCAUACAUUUCAUCAACAUGUACGCCAGCAUCAUGACCACAACGGCCAUCAGUGUCCAACGUUACCUUCUUAUAAGUUUCCCACUGCAGGCCAGGUCAUGGAGGAAGAGGAAAGAGAUAGCCUUUGCUGUGUGUUUGGUCUUAUGGGGACUUCUUGUGACAGUAUGUGCUGUAUUUCGAUAGGACAAUUACCCUCCAAAACUCUGGACCUGUUAUGAAAGAUGUAAAAAUUUACCACUUAAACCAGAAUUUCUAGUCAUUCUGUUACUUCUAGGCUUCCUCACUCCACUGUUGAUCAUCGUCUUCUGUUCC